AUGUUUGGGCUGAAGCUGAAGAAGAAAAAGAAAGCAGAGAAGGGGUUAAUCCUAGCCAGCAAGGGCGCCCAAGAUGGUCCAGGUGAAGCAGAAGCACCACAGGAGGGGCUUUCUCACCAGGAAGGCCUGGGAGAUUUGAUUUCUGACAAUGCUUCCACCUCUCCUGUCCCCUCAGCUCCUCCAAAGAGAAGAUCAAAACUGUUGACUAAGAUCCACGAUGGGGAGGUCAGAUCCCAAAAUUACCAAAUUGCCAUAAACAUCACCGAGGCCCGCCAGCUGGUGGGUGAGAACAUCGACCCAGUUGUGAUCAUUGAAAUUGGGGAUGAGAAGAAGCAAAGCACAGUGAAGGAAGGAACCAACAGCCCAUUUUACAAUGAAUACUUUGUCUUUGACUUCAUUGGGCCCCAACUGCAUCUUUUUGACAAGAUCAUCAAAAUCUCAGUCUUUCACCACAAGCUGAUAGGAGGUGUACUGAUCGGCUCCUUCAAAGUGGACCUGGGGACCGUGUACAACCAACCUGGUCAUCAGUUCUCCGACAAGUGGGUCCUGCUAAUGGACCCCGGCAACAUCAGGACGGGCACGAGGGGGUACCUGAAGUGUGACAUCAGCGUGACUGGGAAAGGAGAUGUCUUAACGCGCAAUCCCAAAACCUCUGAUGCCAAGGAGCAAAUAGAAAAGAAUCUUUUGAUCCCACAAGGGUUUCCAUCAGAGAGACCCUGGGCCAGAUUCUACGUGAGACUCUACAGAGCUGAAGGGUUGCCCAAAAUGAACUCCAGCAUCAUGGCGAACAUCACCAAAGCCUUUGUGAGUGACAGUAAGGACCUCGUGGAUCCCUUUGUGGAGGUCUCCUUUGCUGGACAGACGGGGCGAACCACGGUGCAGAAGAACUGUGCCGAUCCUGUGUGGCACGAACAGGUGGUCUUCAAGGAAAUGUUCCCUCCCUUGUGUCGGAGGGUGAAAAUCCAGGUAUGGGACGAAGGCAGCGUGAAUGAUACAGUGCUGGCAACGCAUUUCAUCGACCUGAAGAAAAUCUCCAAUGAACAGGAUGGAGAUAAAGGCUUUCUACCCACAUUCGGACCUGCCUGGAUUAACCUGUAUGGCUCACCCAGGAACCAAAGUCUGAUGGAAGACUACCAGGAAUUGAAUGAAGGUUUCAGAGAAGGCGUGUCGUUCAGGGGCAGAAUUUUGGUGGAGAUUGCUGUGGAGAUCCUCUCGGGAGGGACACAGGAGUUUAAAUUCUCCAAGGAGCUCAAGCUGUCUUCAAAGGACAAAGACUCCAAGUCUUCCAAAGGCUCAAGUAAAGACAAGGGCGACAAAACUGAUGGAAAAGCCCAGCAGGCUUCAGACAAAACCAACUCAACAGAGGUCGAGGUGGAGCCUUUCGAUGCGCCCCUGGAGAUUGUACCGGAAAAACAAGAGGAAUUUUUACUCUUUGGAGCAUUUUUUGAAGCUACCAUGAUUGACCGGAGGAUUGGAGAUAAACCCAUUAGCUUUGAAGUUUCUAUUGGUAACUUUGGGAACUUGAUUGAUGGGGGAUCACAUCAUGGGAAUAGGAAGAAGUCAGUUGACCCAGCUGAAGAAGAUGCCUUUCCACUGCUGCACGAAGGAGAAGGGGACGCAGCCAUGCCCAUGGUCUCCACCACUCACCCCGAGAAGCCACUCGUGACAGAAGGGAACAGGAAUUACAACUAUUUGCCAUUCGAGGCCAAGAAGCCCUGUGUCUAUUUCAUCAGUUCUUGGGGAGACCAGACGUUUAGGCUGCAUUGGUCCAACAUGCUGGAGAAAAUGGCGGACUUCCUGGAAGAGGGUAUAGAGGAAGUGAAAGAACUGAUUAAGAUUUCAGAGGAAGCCCCGGAAGAGAAAAUGAAGAUGGUGCUCACUGACUUCGCCAGUCAAAGCAGUGCCUUUAUCUCUGAAGUGGAAAAGAAACCCAAGAUGUUGAACCAAACCAAUUUAGAUAAGAAACGACUUACGCUCUGUUGGCAGGAGCUGGAGGCCAUAGCCAAGGAGGCCAAGGAGCUCACUCAGCAGCAGAAGAAAAAGUUAUCUCUUGAUGAAAUGAUCCAGGCGGCCCAAAACUUUGUGGAAAAAAUCCGCUUUCUUGUGGAUGAGCCACAGCACACCGUCCCUGACAUCUUCAUCUGGAUGCUGAGCAACAGCAAGAGGGUGGCAUAUGCCCGCAUCGCCGCCAAGGACUUGCUCUAUUCCCCCAUCAGGAAGCAGAUGGGUCAACACUGCGGGAAGAUCAAAACUCACUUCCUCAAACUUCCUGGAAAACAGCCGGCUGGUUGGUCGAUGCAAGCGAAAAUUGACGUGUACAUGUGGCUGGGCUCCACCAGACACUCUAGUGCCAUUUUGAACAACUUACCAGCAGGCUAUGAAGCAGAAAUGUCCUCCAAAGGGGCUGGCAUCAGUAAACCCCCAGCUAACCUGCUCUACCAAGACCGGCAUGUCUUCCAGCUGAGAGCUCACAUGUACCAAGCCCGGGGCCUCAUCGCAGCCGACAGCAACGGACUUUCAGACCCUUUUGCCAAGGUCACAUUCCUUUCCCACUGCCAGACCACGAAGGUCAUUUCCCAGACCCUCUCCCCGACCUGGAACCAGAUGCUGCUGUUCAAUGACCUGGUGCUGCACGGAGACCUGAAGGAACUGGCAGGAUCCCCGCCGUUAGUGGUGGUGGAGCUGUAUGACAGUGACGCAGUGGGGAAGCCAGAAUAUUUGGGUGCCACCGUGGCUGCUCCUGUUGUGAAGCUCGCUGACCAGGACUAUAAGCCCCCCAGGCUGUGUUACCACCCCAUCUUUUGCGGGAACCUUUCUGGAGGGGACCUCCUUGCUGUAUUUGAACUGCUGCAGGUCCCUGCGUCUGGGCUGCAAGGCCUCCCUCCCCUCGACCCACCCGAUGUCACCCAGAUCUACCCUGUUCCUGCCAGCAUCCGGCCAGUGCUGAGUAAAUACCAAGUGGAGGUUCUCUUCUGGGGAGUCCGAGAAAUGAAGAAGGUGCAGCUCCUCUCGGUGGAUCGUCCCCAGGUCCUCAUCGAGUGUGGGGGACACGGAGUCAAGUCCUGUGUGAUCCAGAGCUACCAGAACAACCCAAACUUCAGCGUCCAGGCAGAUGCUUUCGAAGUGGAGCUGCCUGAGAAUGAGCUUCUGCACCCACCCCUGAGCAUCUGCGUGGUGGACUGGAGAGCCUUUGGGAGGAGCACCCUUGUGGGCACCUACACCAUCAACUGCUUGAAACAGUUUUUGUGUAAAUCCAGGGAGCCCCUUGCCCUCACCUCACAGGUGGAUGGAGCCCAAGUUGUGCAAGAUUCAUUAAUUUCCACUGAGCCUUCUGAGACCCCCAGCUCUGCUCAGGAGCUCCCAAGAGAUCAAAUCUUUGUGGACAUUGGGCCGCCUCCCACAGUGGUACCCGACUUGGCCCAGGUUCAGGCAGCCAGCCUGGUUGAUAUCCCUGACCCAUCCCCUAUGCUGGAGACGGAACACAAACCUGCAGCCCAGGCGCCACCAAAAGGCGGAAAAGCUAAGGAUUCCAGGAAACCUUCUCGGAAGUCUACUAAAAGGAGAACGAGGACCAUAGCGGAUGAAUCUGCUGAAAACGUCAUUGACUGGUGGUCGAAAUAUUAUGCCUCCCUGAAGAAAGCACAGAAGGAAAAGGAGAGCAAUUCCAAGGAGCAAACAGGCAACACAGAGGCAAAACCAGACGAGGUAGUGGUAAAUAUAGAUGGCCCAAAGAAGAAGAAAGACAAAAUACUCAAGAAGAAACUCAAAGAAAAAGAAAUCCCCAACCUGGCUGUCUUGCAGAUAUACAAUGGGGAUCUGGAGAGUGAAUUCAACAAUUUUGAAGACUGGAUGAAAACCUUUGAGCUGCUCAGAGGCAAGUCUACGGAGGAUGACCAUGGCCUUGACAGAGAUCGAGUCAUAGGAAAGUUUAAGGGCUCCUUCUGCAUCUACAAAAGCCCCGAGGAUUCCGGCAUCAAGGGCAGCAAGCAGCUGAGAAUCCAGCAAGGGAUUCCAUCCAACCACCCCAUCAAAGUCCUGAUCAGGGUGUACAUUGUUGCGGCAUUUAAUCUUAGUCCAGCUGAUCCAGAUGGCAAAUCGGAUCCCUACAUUGUGGUCAAGCUUGGCAAAACUGAAAUCAAAGACCGGGACAAAUACAUCCCUAAACAACUGAACCCGGUAUUUGGAAGGUCAUUUGAGAUCCAGGCCACAUUCCCAAAGGAGUCCUUGCUCUCUGUGCUGAUCUAUGACCAUGACAUGAUCGGGAUGGAUGACCUCAUUGGUGAGACGAGGAUUGACCUGGAGAACCGUUUCUACAGCAAACACCGAGCCAUCUGCGGCUUGCAGAGUCGAUACGAGAUAGAAGGAUACAAUGCCUGGAGAGACACGUCCAAACCCACCGAAAUCCUCACCAAGCUCUGCAAAGACAACAAGCUGGAUGGCCCCUACUUCUGCCCUGGGAAAAUACAGAUAGGAAACCAGGUCUUUUCUGGAAAAACAGUCUUCACCGAGGAGGACACAGAUGAGACGGUGGAGUCGUACGAGCACUUGGCCCUCAGCGUUUUACACUCUUGGGAGGAUAUCCCGGAGGUUGGGUGUAGGCUUGUUCCUGAGCACGUAGAAACUCGGCCGCUGUACCACAGGGAUAAGCCAGGAAUGGAGCAGGGCCGCCUGCAGAUGUGGGUGGACAUGUUUCCCAAAGACAUGCCUCAGCCUGGACCUCCUGUUGACAUUUCGCCAAGGAAACCCAAAGGGUAUGAAUUGAGAGUGACCAUCUGGAACACGGAAGAUGUCAUUUUAGAGGAUGAGAAUAUCUUCACAGGACAAAAAUCAAGUGAUAUUUAUGUUAAAGGGUGGUUAAAGGGUUUGGAAGACGACAAGCAGGAAACAGACGUGCAUUACAACUCUCUGACUGGAGAGGGGAACUUCAACUGGCGCUUUCUAUUUCCAUUUCAGUAUCUCCCAGCAGAGAAGCAAAUGGUCGUUACCAAGAGGGAGAACAUCUUUUCCUUAGAGAAGAUGGAGUGUAAGACACCAGCUGUGUUGGUGCUUCAGGUCUGGGAUUUUGAAAGGCUGUCUUCAGAUGAUUUUCUGGGCUCCCUGGAAAUGAACCUCAAUAGUUUUCCCCGAGCAGCUAAGUCUGCCAAAGACUGCGAUCUCACCAAGUUUGAAAAUGCAAGUGAGGAGAGCAAGAUAUCCAUAUUCCAGCAAAAGCGUGUGCGGGGCUGGUGGCCUUUCACUAAAAGCAAAGAACUCAUGGGCAAGGUCGAAGCUGAGUUCCACCUCGUUACGGCACAAGAAGCUGAGAAAAAUCCUGUUGGAAAAGCCCGAGAGGAGCCAGAGCCCCUGGCCAAGCCAAACCGCCCAGACACCUCCUUCUCCUGGUUUGUGACCCCCUUCAAGUGCCUGUAUCACCUCAUCUGGAGGAAUUACAAGAAGUACAUCAUCAUCGGUUUCAUUCUGAUCGUCCUCAUCAUCUUCCUGGUCCUCUUUAUCUAUACCUUGCCGGGAGCCAUCAGCCGAAGGAUCGUUGUGGGCCCGUUGUAG
This is a messenger RNA of Lipotes vexillifer (Yangtze River dolphin), 5544 nucleotides long. It is a transcript of the gene FER1L6, whose product is annotated as fer-1 like family member 6. Lineage: Eukaryota; Metazoa; Chordata; Mammalia; Artiodactyla; Lipotidae. Gene Ontology annotation, cellular component: membrane. The transcript has 40 exons. The record is from RefSeq and is a predicted model, not a curated record. The coding region runs from base 1 to 5544 and encodes 1847 amino acids. Gene Ontology annotation, biological process: plasma membrane organization.